Messenger RNA from Erinaceus europaeus (western European hedgehog), 4972 nucleotides. RefSeq names its product tetratricopeptide repeat domain 17 (gene TTC17). The transcript is spliced from 23 exons. The record is from RefSeq and is a predicted model, not a curated record. Gene Ontology annotation, molecular function: protein binding. Gene Ontology annotation, biological process: cilium organization; actin filament polymerization. Gene Ontology annotation, cellular component: cytoplasm; actin cytoskeleton. Bases 104 to 3334 code for a protein of 1076 amino acids. NCBI's taxonomy places the organism in Eukaryota, Metazoa, Chordata, Mammalia, Eulipotyphla, Erinaceidae.
CCCGUCGGCCCCUCCCCUUCCAGCUCCGACCUCCCCAAGAUGGCGGGCGGCUGGGGGCCGCUUCCGCUUCCGGUGUAAGCGGCCGGGCGGGGGGGGGGGCAAGAUGGCGGCGGCAGUACGGGUCCGCGGCCGGUGCGAUCUAUCGCCUUGCUCCGGCCCGGGCUGGCUCCUCAGCCUCUCCGCCUUGCUGAGUGUAGCGGCUCAAGGGGUCUUCGCCACCACGCACUGGGUCGUCACGGAGGACGGGAAGAUUCAGCAGCAGGUGGAUUCACCAAUGAACUUGAAGCAUCCCCAUGACUUAGUUAUAUUGAUGAGACAAGAAACAACCGUUAACUACCUCAAAGAAUUGGAGAAACAGUUAGUUGCUCAAAAAAUUCACAUAGAAGAGAAUGAGGACAGAGAUACAGGACUGGAACAGAGGCAUAAUAAAGAGGAUCCAGACUGCAUCAAAGCCAAAGUGCCCUUAGGAGACCUGGAUCUGUAUGAUGGCACCUACAUAACUUUGGAGAGCAAAGACAUCAGUCCUGAAGAUUUUAUAGAUACAGAGUCUCCUGUUCCCCCAGAUCCUGAGCAGCCUGAUUGUACUAAAAUUCUAGAACUUCCAUAUAGUAUCCAUGCUUUUCAACACUUACGAGGUGUACAAGAAAGAGUCAAUCUUUCUGCACCUUUAUUACCUAAAGAAGAUCCUAUCUUCACAUACUUAUCUAAACGAUUAGGAAGGAGCAUAGAUGACAUAGGUCACCUCAUUCAUGAAGGCCUACAGAAGAAUUCUUCCUCAUGGGUCCUGUAUAACAUGGCUUCAUUUUACUGGAGAAUAAAGAAUGAGCCAUAUCAGGUAGUGGAAUGCGCCAUGCGAGCACUCCACUUCUCUUCCAGGCACAAUAAAGACAUUGCCCUGGUCAACUUGGCAAAUGUACUACACAGAGCACACUUCUCUGCUGAUGCUGCUGUUGUGGUCCAUGCCGCUCUGGAUGACAGUGACUUCUUCACCAGCUACUAUACUUUGGGGAACAUAUAUGCAAUGCUUGGAGAGUAUAACCACUCUGUGCUUUGCUAUGACCAUGCAUUGCAGGCCAAACCUGGGUUUGAACAAGCUAUAAAGAGGAAGCAUGCUGUCCUUUGUCAACAAAAACUUGAGCAGAAACUGGAAGCUCAACAUAGAUCGCUCCAGCGAACACUGAAUGAGUUGAAAGAAUAUCAAAAGCAGCAUGACCACUACCUCAGACAGCAGGAGAUCCUUGAAAAGCAUAAACUGAUUCAGGAGGAGCAAAUCUUGAGAAAUAUCAUCCAUGAGACACAGAUGGCAAAAGAGGCACAAUUAGGAAAUCAUCAGAUCUGCCGUCUGGUCAACCAACAACAUAGUUUACAUUGCCAGUGGGACCAACCUGUGCGCUACCAUCGUGGUGAUAUCUUUGAGAAUGUAGACUAUGUUCAGUUUGGUGAAGACUCAUCAACCUCCAGUAUGAUGUCUGUAAACUUUGACGUUCAAGCAAAUCAGAGUGGUAUCAGUGAUUUGAUCCAGUCAUCUCCUGUAGCCCAUUCUGUUCUGUGGAUCUGGGGCAGGGAUUCUGAUGCAUAUAGGGACAAGCAGCAUAUUGUGUGGCCUAGAAGAACCGAUUGCGCAGAAAGCUACCCUGUAGUCCCUAUUGGUGGGGAAUUGCCAACAUAUUUUCUGCCACCAGAAAACAAAGGACUCAGGAUCCAUGAACUCAACAGUGAUGACUAUUCUUCAAAAGAAGAGGUGCAAACCCCUGACUGUUCCAUAGCUGACUUCAGAAAAAGCCACACUCUGUCCUACUUAGUCAAAGAAUUAGAGGUCCGCCUGGAUCUCAAAGCCAAGAUACCAGACGACCACGCACGAAAAGUUUUGCUUUCCCGAAUUAAUAACUAUACUGUUCCAGAAGAAGAAAUUGGGUCUUUCUUAUUCCAUGCUAUUAACAAGCCAAAUGCUCCUGUUUGGCUGAUACUCAAUGAAGCUGGACUCUACUGGCGAGCAGUAGGAAAUAGCACCUUUGCUAUUGCUUGUCUUCAGAGAGCUUUGAAUUUGGCUCCGCUUCAAUACCAAGAUAUACCUCUUGUCAACUUGGCCAACCUUUUGAUUCACUAUGGCCUUCAUCUUGAUGCCACAAAGCUGCUACUUCAAGCUUUGGCUAUCAAUAGCUCUGAGCCCCUGACCUUUUUGAGCUUGGGAAAUGCUUAUCUUGCUCUGAAGAAUAUUAGUGGGGCACUUGAGGCCUUUAGACAGGCUUUGAAAUUAACAACCAGAUGCCCAGAAUGUGAAAGCAACCUGAAACUGAUCCGCUGUAUGCAGUUCUAUCCUUUUCUGUAUAACAUCACCUCUUCUGUUUGCAGUGGUCAUUGUCAUGUGAAAGCCCUGGAAAACAGCCAUGCCAAACAGAAAUAUUUUGACAACUCACUGUCACUGGAAGCUGCUGAAGAAGAACCACCUGAGUUAAGAACAGAGGAGAACCCUGUACUCGCUGUUGAGAAUUCAGGGAGGGACUCAGAUGCCCUUAGACUUGAAAGUACAGUGGUCGAGGAAAGCAAUGGUUCUGGUGAGAUGGAGAAUUCAGAUGAAACAAAAAUGUCGGAAGAGAUACUGGCUUUGGUGGAUGAAUUUCAGCAAGCUUGGCCUCUGGAAGGCUUAGGGGGACCAUUAGAGAUGAAAGGGCGGCGUCUGGACUUGCAGGGCAUCCGGGUACUGAAGAAAGGGCCUCAGGAUGGCAUGGCAAAAAGUUCCUGCUAUGGAGACUGCAGAAGUGAGGAUGAUGAAGCAACAGAAUGGAUUACAUUCCAGGUCAAACGUGUCAAGAAACCCAAAGGAGAACCUAAGAAAGCUCUUGUGAAAAAGAUAGAAUCAAAUCAAGCUGAAAAUGUACAACGCUCCCAAGCAAACCUAGAGAUCACUGGCCCAAAGGUGGCGUCUCCUGGUCCGCAAGGGAAAAAGCAUGACUAUCAGAGUCUGGGAUGGCCCAGUCCAGAUGAAUGUGUCAAGCUCCGCUGGGUGGAGUUGACUGCCAUCGUCAGUACCUGGCUUGCAGUUUCUUCAAAAAACAUUGACAUCACAGAACACAUAGACUUUGCCACUCCGAUACAACAACCAGCAAUGGAGCCUCUUUGCAAUGGCAAUCUCCCCACAAGUAUGCACACCCUGGACCACUUGCAUGGGGUGUCCAACAGAGCCAGCCUACACUACACGGGUGAGAGUCAGUUAACAGAGGUAUUACAGAAUCUUGGCAAAGACCAAUAUCCACAGCAGUCACUUGAACAGAUUGGCACCCGAAUUGCUAAAGUUUUGGAAAAGCUACCGCCAGAGGAGCAACAGCAAGACUGACAGCUUCUCAACAGAAAUGAUGGAAACCAGAAGCCAACUUAAUGACCUCUGUAAAGCUAGAAGAAUAAGUCAUCAAUUCUAGAAUUCUGUCAGAAAAGUCCUAGCAGCAAUUCUAUCCAAAAUAGCCUCACAUAAAUUAGGAUUAGGGCCAAGAUGGCUCAAGAGAAAAGAUUGGAACUUUUCUUCUCUUUGCAUCAACAACAAAGCCACAACAGUACAAGGAAAACUCCACAUAGGAACAGACUUUCCAUAGCAAGAGAUUGCAGGUCAGUGUCCAGGCAACAGAUCACAGACUAACACCUUACCCUUUCACGUGACAACAACUGGAAGAGAUCUAUAAGAUAAUGGGACUCUAAUCUGGCACAUAGAGUACAAGAUGUACAAAAAUCCCAUCACUUCAAUCCUAAUCCUACAGCUUCUGCAGCAGUGCAGACUGGGAUGUUAAAAACUCUAAAGAGGGGCAAGAAGAAGUUAUGCUGGCAGACUUCCAAACCACCAUGUUUUUGGAUCUCUGGUAGAUACCAUUUUGGAACUCGGUUUCUAUAGUAAUAGAUCCUAGGGAUGGACUUGGAGCAGAGUACUCUUUUGCCAGGUCAUAGCCUGCGAGAUUCUUUUCCCCACCAGUUCCAGAGUGUGCACAGAACUGUCACUACCUAGACUGAGGCCCCAGCCACAUAACAGAACUGAACCCCCACCCACAGCAAUCUGGGGAGGCCUCUAAGUACUAGCAACCUUAAACUCAUAGUCACUACUGCUUUUCAAACACCUCUGUCUAAGUUCUCAUCAAACAUCAAACAUAAUGAGGAGUUUGAGGGAAUUAUCCAUAGUGUUGGGCCCAGAGAGCAGUUGGGAUAAAAAGCUAAAUCCCAAUAGAGCUAUGUAAAUUUUCUAAAGAAGAUAACAGAACUAUGGUCCUAAAGAUGUUCCAUGAAAUAAAAAAAAAAAUUAUGUAAGGAAAACUUCAACAGAAUCAGAGGAAGUUAAGAGUGAAGCCAUAGCAAAAAUCAGAGAAAAGAAUAAAGUAGCUGAAAUAAUAAUAAUAACACUGCAGAAAGACAGAAGCCAAAGAUCCAAGCAGUAAGCUAGAGGAUAGGACAGAGGUAGCAAUUGAAGAAGAAGAAAGAAGGCAAGUUGUGGCACAACUUGUAUAGCAUACGCAUGUGCAAGGACCCAGGUUCAGGUACCUGGUCCCUACCUGCAGGGGACGAAGUGGUGGAGCAGUGCUGCAGGUGCCUCUUCUCUCUUUCUCUCCUUCUCUCCUUCUCUCUUCCACUAUCAAGGAAGGAAGGAAAUGACCUUUGGAAAAUGAUGGUGGACCUGUGCAAGCAUUCAAGCCCCCAGUGUUGGUGGCCAAAAAAAAAAGAAGAGGAAGAGGAAGAAGAACUAAAACAAAAUAAGAGAAUUACUGAGCCACAUCAGAAAGAACAACACUCACACCAUAGGGUGCCAUAAGGGAAGGAAGGUAUGGAGGGAAUUCUUAUUUGAAGAAAUACUAAGAAUUUCCCCCCAAAUGAAGAAGGAAAUACAUCUAAGAAGCUCUAAAGGAUCCAAACAAAACACACCCAAACCAGGAUGCAAAGUAACUAAAAUAACAAAGAUUAAAUAUAAAGAGAAUUUUAGAAGAAGCAAGAGAAAAAC